AUGGCUCCCGUGGCUUUGUUUAUUUUCUCUCUUCUCAUUCAUCUCGUGGUUCUUCACUCUACCGAAGAAGUGAAAAUCAACAAACGUUGUCCUCCCUACUACUGUCAUGCAAUGGCAGGCGAUAUCGGGUUCCCCUUCAAAAGUCAGAUGCAGCCUCCUGAAUGCGGUUUGUUCACAGUUAAUUGUUCUGAUAAAGAUCAUCCGAGGAUCCAACUGAUAAAGGAAGGAUACUGGCAUGAAUUUCACAUCGUGCCCCAAUCAGAUAUGAUUAUUAUCGAUGACGAAGCGCUUCAGCAGCGCUUGAAAAACGAUUCCUGCAAUGAUCAACUUUUCAACGAUUUGAGUCUUCCCCGCCCUUCUCCAAUCUUUGAUGAAUUAUUCCCACGAAAUCUGACCCUCUUCAAAUGCAACAACACCCCAGUCCACAAUACAGAUCUUAAAUACGGCUGCAGAAAUCCUAACCAUACUUACUAUACUACGUCGCCUGAUGAUAGUUUACCAAGUCUCCCACCAUCGUGUUCCAUCAUUCGGGUGCCCAUGGAUCCUAAAGCUGCCUUCGAUCUCUCUGCAUUGAUUACUAGGUUUGACCUUCAAUUUCAAGUAAGCGAAGAAUGUAAAGGAUGUUAUGAAAGAAAAGGCGAAUGCCAAGAUGACAAGGGAAAAUUUAAAUGUUCCGGUGGAGAAAAAGGAGAUAAAUUGGGAUUGAAGCUAGGACUAGCAGGUGCAGUUGCUGGUCUCAUGGUUCUAGUUGUUAUUGUUUGCUGCUUAAAGAGAAAGUUAGCAUAUGAUAGCUUUAUUUUCUUCUGGAAGAAUCAAGGCCAAGAUCGUCAAAUUGUUGAGGCCUUUCUAAGGGGCUAUGGGCCACUUCAAGUUAGAAGAUAUAGCUAUUUGGAGGUCAAGAAAAUGACCAAUUCCUUCAAAGAAAAAUUAGGACAAGGGGGCUACGGUAGUGUAUACAAGGGAAAAUCAAAUGACGGCAGUCUUAUAGCUGUGAAGGUCUUGAGCAAAUUAAAAGGUAAUGGAGAAGAAUUUAUGAAUGAGGUGGCAGCCAUUAGCAGAACUUCCCAUGUCAACAUUGUCUCCUUGUUGGGCUUUUGUUUUGAGGGUUCAAAAAGAUCUCUCAUCUAUGAAUUCAUGCCUAAUGGAUCACUUGACAAGUUCAUAUUUGAUGCAAAUACCCCGAACAAAAACCAUCACUUGGGAUGGGAAGCAUUGGAUCGAAUUGCACUUGGCAUUGCUCGAGGGUUGGAGUAUUUACAUCGCGGUUGCAACACAAGAAUUCUGCAUUUUGACAUCAAGCCUCAUAACAUUCUUCUUGAUGAAAAUUUCACACCAAAAGUCUCUGAUUUUGGCCUUGCUAAGAUAUGCAACAUGAAAGAGAGCAUUGUGUCAAUGGCGUGUGCAAGAGGCACUGCUGGCUACAUUGCUCCAGAAGUAUUCUGUAGGAAUUUUGGAGCGGUCUCACACAAGUCAGAUGUAUAUAGCUACGGGAUGAUGCUUUCGGAGAUGGUUGGAGGAAGAAGGAACAUCAAUGCCGAAGCUGAAGAUACAAGUGAAAUAUAUUUUCCACACUGGAUUUACAAGCGUAUUGAACUUGAUGAAGAACUUGGUCUGCCGAGUAUCGUGAAUGAGGAAGACAAAUUAAGAGCGAGGAAGAUGAUAAUAGUGAGCUUGUGGUGCAUACAAACAGACCCUUCAAACAGACCAGCGAUGAAACAAGUGACAGAUAUGUUGGAAGGAAGUGUUGAUUGCUUGCAGAUUCCACCCAAGCCUUACCUGUCUUCUCCGCCAAAAUCCACGGCAGAUUCUUCUACUACUAUAAUUUAUGCCUCCGUUUUGUUGGCAGGCAGCAAGCAGAGCGAAAGACUUGAAUUGAGUAAUAUGAAUAAAGCAUAUGGCCGUAACGAUCAGUGGAUUUCUCUUAUUAUGAGGUGUGUGAGUUCCGUUUCUUUUGCUGUGAUGUUGAAUGGAAAAGUUGGGUCUCAGUUUUGCCCUUCUAGGGGUCUCCGUAAUGAAGCCUCUUUUGCUCUGAACUUUUACUACCAAAACUGCAGUGUGCCCGUAAGUUGUGGCCGCCAAAACAUUAGCUAUCCAUUCUACAUCCCAGGCAGGCAAGAAUCCUUCUGUGGCUACCCUGGCUUCCAGCUCUCUUGCCAUGGAGAUGGUGAAGAUGCCUACCCACUUCUCCGAUUGUCUGGUAACAAUUACACCAUCCACAACAUCGAUUACCAAAACAAGUCUCUUCUUGUCUCAAAUUCUCUGCUUUCAGGCUACUUAGAAAGCACUGCUUGUAACGAUGAUAUUUCAUCACUCCAUAACUUAACCCUUCCCAAUGAUCAGUUCGAGUUGGCUUCAAACCGAGCUGACUUCUUUUUGCUCUACAAUUGCAACUCUUCUGUGGUUGAGUCAUUUCCAAAGUAUAAAGUCGGUUGCUUUGAUCAGGGAACUAACAAAACCAGAAGUAAUACUUCAGUUCUGGCUCUGCCUCGGGAUGAAUAUCCAAAAUUUGGAAGUCACAAGUGUGGAGGAGAAGUGGUGGUGGCUCAUGCUGGAAGAGGGGGUGAGAAUGGUGAGGUGGGAUUAAUACAAGAGGUUUUGAGCAGAGGGUUUGAGCUGAAUUGGUUUGCUAGUGACUGCAGCCGCUGCCAAAACAGUGGAGGGAGGUGUGGCUUCAAUUACACAACCUACCAUUUUAGGUGUCUCUGCCCACGGACGACUCAUUCUGUGCGCUGCCGGGAUGAUGAAGGAAAUAACUUGAGAAGAUUGAAGAUAGGACUAGUUGCUGCAGUUGCUGCCAUUGUGGCUCUAGGGGCUAUUGUUUGCUGUUUAUAUUGGAAUAAUCAAAGAAAAAAUCGUCAAAUUGUUGAGGCCUUUCUAAGGAGCUAUGAGGCACUUCAAGUUAGAAGAUAUCACUAUUCGGAUGUCAAGAAAAUGACCAACUCCUUCAAAGAAAAAUUAGGACAGGGGGGAUAUGGUAGCGUGUACAAAGGAAAAUUAAACAACGGCUGUCUCGUAGCAGUGAAGGUCUUGAACAAAUUAAAAGGGAACGGAGAAGAAUUUAUGAAUGAGGUGGCAGCGACUAGUAGAACUUCCCAUGUCAACAUAGUAAGCUUGUUGGGAUAUUGUUUUGAGGGUUCAAAAAGAGCUCUCAUCUAUGAAUUCAUGCCUAAUGGAUCUCUUGAGAAGCUCAUAUUUGAUGCAGAUACCCCCAAGGGAGAUCAUGAUCAUCACUUGGGAUGGGAAGCAUUGGAUGAAAUUUCACUCGGCAUUGCUCGAGGAUUGGAGUAUUUACAUCGGGGUUGCAACACAAGAAUUCUGCAUUUUGACAUCAAGCCUCAUAACAUUCUUCUUGAUGAAAAUUUCACACCAAAAAUCUCUGAUUUCGGCCUUGCUAAGAUAUGCAACAGGAAAGAGAGUAUUGUGUCAAUGUUGGGUGCCAGAGGCACUGCUGGUUACAUUGCUCCAGAAGUAUUUUGUAGAAAUUUUGGGGGGGUCUCACACAAGUCGGAUGUAUAUAGCUAUGGAAUGAUGCUUUCGGUGAUGGUUGGAGGAAGAAGGAACAUCAACGCAGAAGCUGAAGAUACAAGUGAAAUCUAUUUUCCGCACUGGAUUUACAAGCGUCUGGAACUUGAUGAAGAACUUGGUCUGCCGAGCAUCAUAAAUGAAGAAGACAAGGAAAGAGCAAGGAAAUUGAUAAUAGUGAGCUUGUGGUGCAUACAAACAGACCCUUCAAACAGGCCAUCGAUGAAAGAAGUGAUAGAUAUGUUGGAAGGCAGUGUUGAUUGCUUGCAGUUACCACCGAAGCCUUACUUGUCUUCUCCACCAAAGUCCGCCGUAGGUUCUUCUACUGCUACAUUGGUAUCAACACGAUAG
This is a messenger RNA of Prunus armeniaca (apricot), 3873 nucleotides long. The record is from the annotation of a GenBank genome assembly. Lineage: Eukaryota; Viridiplantae; Streptophyta; Magnoliopsida; Rosales; Rosaceae.